CUGCUGCAUUGUCUGUCUUUUUGAAUUCAGCUCCACUCCCUGCUUCACGGACCGUAAUGCAUCGAUAGUGAGGACACAGUUCAAGAGGGCGGAGGAGUGGACCAAGGUUCACAGAGCAGUGUGCUGGCUGAGAGGGAAAUCUGGAGUUAGCUGAGAGCUAUAAAGAACAUGGUGGGGGAGCAAGAGGCUGAGCUGCAGACCCACAGAGACAACGUUGCCAGUCUGGAGAAAGAGAACCACGCCCUGGUUUCCAGAGUCUCAGCCAGCGAGGAGCAGCUGACGGCUCUCAGGGCGGAGCUGGAGGUUUCCACGCUGGAUGAGACUGGAAUGAGAUCAUCAGGCACUAAGGUGGCUUUCUCUGCUGCUUUGAGUUCAGGAAAGUUUGGACCUUACACUACUGAAACUCAACUUGUCUACAGAAGAUCCAUCACCAAUCUUGGCGGGGCUUACAGCUCAAACACAGGUGUGUUCACAGCCCCCGUCAGAGGAGCCUACUACUUCCGCUUCACUGCUAUGAACAACAAGCACGGAGAGUGGAUGGCAGUUAACCUGUGCCGUAAUAGUCAGAGAAUUAUACAUAACUCUAAGCAGAAUGAUGGUAAUACUUUCAUUUCUAAUGCUGCGGUUCUCCAUCUGAAUCAGGGAGACGAGGUCUAUAUGCGUCUCCAUGAAAACUGUGGUCUUUUUGAAAAUGAUGACACCUACAACACCUUCAGUGGGUUCCUGCUGUAUUCUUUGUGAUCCUCAAAUAUAAUCCAAACAACACCAAUGGUUGAUUUCUAAACUUUUAAAUGUGUCGAUUUUAUUCUUACUUUGUCAAAGUUGUCCUUGGCUAGCUCAGUCUAAUCAAGCCAUUUAGAUACGAAGAAGAAAGA
This is a messenger RNA of Notothenia coriiceps (black rockcod), 875 nucleotides long. RefSeq names its product complement C1q-like protein 2. The record is from RefSeq and is a predicted model, not a curated record. The coding region runs from base 169 to 741 and encodes 190 amino acids. NCBI's taxonomy places the organism in Eukaryota, Metazoa, Chordata, Actinopteri, Perciformes, Nototheniidae. Gene Ontology annotation, molecular function: protein binding. The transcript is spliced from 5 exons.